Messenger RNA from Rosa rugosa (rugosa rose), 5627 nucleotides. RefSeq lists its product as uncharacterized. The record is from RefSeq and is a predicted model, not a curated record. The coding region runs from base 1 to 5241 and encodes 1746 amino acids. Lineage: Eukaryota; Viridiplantae; Streptophyta; Magnoliopsida; Rosales; Rosaceae. The transcript has 4 exons. Gene Ontology annotation, molecular function: nucleic acid binding.
AUGGCCUCAACUUAUGACGUCAAUGGUAUGUUUAAGGUUAAUGAUGAACAUGUAUUUGUGUGUAUGCUUACUCGUAGAACUGCUCAAGGCAAUCUUACCCCCUUGGAUUCAGAGAUAGAACGCACUUGCAAGUCGAAUAGGAAGCAAACGAAGGGAACUAGUUUGCCAAUUCACGACACAACGGCGGGUUCUACUUCUUCACAAGGGGAGGAGGACGAGAAAACACCACCAAACUCACCUGCACAUUCAACUCACGAGGACAAAGAGGAACCCCCAAGACGCGACAUGGCACUGAAGGAUGCUUUUGUUCCUACAGCUUCGGAAUCCCCCUCAUGCAUAGCUUACACACCACCGGGCAAUCAAGCCUUCUCCAUUCCUGUGCAGCUCCUGAACUCACUGCCUAAGUACUCGGGCACACCAUCUGAGGAUCCUAAUGUUCACAUUAGGGAAUUCUUAGAUAUUUGCAAGCUGCAAACCAUUCAGAACAUCCAACCAGAAGGACUUAGGUUACUUCUAUUUCCCUUUUCUUUAAAAGAUGAUGCAAAACGUUGGUUGUACUCGUUACCUGCAGGUAUCAUCACAACUUGGGAUGAAAUGGUUAAGAAGUUUUUGAAACAAUAUUUCCCCGCUCAACUGACAAAACGACUAAGGAGGGAGAUUCAAAACUUCACUCAAAAGGAUGGAGAUACACUAUAUGAAGCAUGGGAGGAAUUUCAGGAGUUGCAGAGGAAGUGUCCCCAUCACAACUUCAGUCUGAAUGACCUUGUCCAAUUUUUCUAUGAUGGGUUGGACAUAGCCAAUAGGGGCAGCGUUGAUUCUGCGUGUGGAGGGACUUUCAUGAAUAAAACCGGUCAAGAAGCAUAUAAUCUGAUUGAUGAUUUGGCCGACAACAAUAGACAAUUCUACACAAGGGAUAAACGUACAAGAGGACGUGGAGUGUAUGAAGUUGAUUCAAGGAACCAAAUGGUGGCUGUGGAAAGAAAGCUCGACAUGUUAAUGAAUGCCUUAGGCAAUGGCAUUAAAGCAACACCUCAGGUAUGCUCUAUUUGUUCCUAUUCUGAUCAUACUACUGAUAGAUGUCCUAUGUCUGCUAUGUCUGAGGAACAGGUGAAUUACAUGGGGCAACAAAGGCCCAAAUAUGACCCUUACUCGAACACGUACAAUCCGGGAUGGAAGGAUCACCCAAACUUCCGUUGGGGCGGUAAUGACAACGUGCUUCGACAUACUCAAGGCGUCUACAAUGGACCACCUGGAUUCCAACAAGGGGCCAAGCAGCAAGUCUAUCAACAAAAUCCUCCUCAACAAUCCUCAAGCAAGUCCUUGGAAGAACUAGUGAAGGAGAUGGCUUUGAACACUGCAUCAUUCCAAAAGGACACUGCAUCCUUCAUACAAGAGGCAAGAUCUCAACUCAAAGAGCAUGGUCAAUCCAUCAAGAAUUUGGAAAGACAAGUUGGGCAACUUGCAACAGAGAUGCAAACUAGACUUCCUGGCACCCUCCCUAGCACAACCGUUCAAAAUCCAAGGGAUGGACGUCGGGCUGAGCUUAAUGCAAUCACUCUAAGGAGUGGUAGACAAUUGGAAGAAAUCUCUGGGCACCAAAGAACAUCCAAGAAAGAUCAAGAAGAGAAGGAGGCGCAGAGAAGUUCAAGGGAGGAAGAGAGAAUCGUCCCUGGAGAGAAAACGAUCGAUCUCGGCCAUCUAAACGAUCGAUCGUUUAUGACCUCAGAAGCCAAACGAUCGAUCUCUCCAAUCCCAACGAUCGAUCUCACGGGGGUUGAUCAGAAUGUUCAUGUUUCUUCCCUUCCAAAGGUAAAAGAUCCUAAUCCUCCUAAGUUGGUUACUUCAUGUAUUCCUUUCCCUCGCAGGUUCAUGAGCUCCAAGAAAGAGCAAGAAGAGAAGGAUGUCUUGGAAACUUUUCGUAAAGUCCAAGUUAACAUCCCUCUCUUAGAUGCUAUAAAGCAAAUACCGCGAUAUGCUAAAUUUCUCAAGGAGUUGUGCAUUAACAAACGGAAGUACAAGGAGAAGGAAACUGUUGCUCUAAGUGAAGAAGUAUCCGCUGUGCUCUUGAGAAAGCUACCUCCUAAGUUGAAGGAUCCCGGAAGGUUUACAAUCCCUUGCACCAUUGGGGAUAAAAGGUUCGGUAAGGCUUUAUUAGACUUAGGUGCUUCAAUUAAUCUAAUGCCUUUCUCUGUCUAUGAGUCUUUGAAUCUAGGUGAGCUCAAAUCAACACCGGUAACUAUCCAAUUAGCGGAUCGCUCAAUAGCUCUUCCUAAGGGUCUUGUGGAGGAUGUCUUGGUUCAAGUUAAUCAUUUGAUAUUCCCCGCGGAUUUCUUUGUGCUUGACAUGGAACCCGAGCCUGUGCCAUAUGACUUACCACUCAUUCUUGGUCGUCCAUUCUUGAGGACUGCUCGCACAAAGAUAGAUGUCUUCGAAGGAACCUUGACCAUGGAAUUCGAUGGAGAUGUUAUAAGCUUCAAUAUCUUUGAAGCUAUGAGGUACCCUAGUGACAUUCAUUCCUGUUUUUCUAUCGAUGCUCUUGAAUUUUUAGUGCAGGACACAUUUGAAGCAAGUGUGGGGGAAGACCCACUCAAGAAAACAUUGGAACUUGGUUUAAGCUCCCAGAAACGAUCGAUCGCAGGGAAUGCAGCGAUCGAUCGUUUGUCGUCUGCCAUAAAAAUCGCUGCUUCUUCUUCUAUGGUUUUUGAUGAUGAAUUGCUUGAAAUAGCUGCUGCCCUUGAUGCUCCACCUUAUAUCCCAGCUAAGUUUAACUCUAAAUUCAUUCCUCUUCCAUUAACUGAUGAAAAACUUGCUCCUUCUGUGAUCCAGGCACCCAAAUUAGAACUGAAACCAUUGCCCGAACACUUGAAGUAUGCCUUUUUGGGAGAGAAUGAGACAUUACCAGUCAUCAUUGCAGCCAAUCUUUCUAUGAAUGAGGAAGAGAAAUUGGUGAGAGUUCUAAGGGAACACAAAUCAGCAAUUGCAUGGAGCAUAGCAGAUAUAAAGGGAAUAAGCCCUUCCAUGUGUAUGCAUCGAAUUCUCUUAGAAGAAGGCACCAAACCAUCAAGAGAGGCCCAAAGACGUCUCAAUCCGCCUAUGAUGGAGGUAGUCAAGAAGGAGGUUCUCAAACUCCUUGAUGUGGGCAUCAUUUAUCCCAUCUCUGAUAGCGAAUGGGUGAGUCCGGUCCAAGUUGUACCUAAGCGUUCUGGCAUCACAGUUGUGAAGAAUGAAGACAAUGAAUUGGUUCCAACCCGAGUUCAAACCGGUUGGAGGGUUUGCAUUGACUACCGCAAACUCAACACGACUACACGUAAGGACCAUUUUCCUUUGCCUUUUAUUGAUCAGAUGUUGGAAAGACUUGCAGGUCAUGCAUACUAUUGUUUCUUGGACGGAUACUCCGGCUACAAUCAAAUUGCUAUUCACCCGGAGGACCAAGAAAAGACAACUUUCACAUGUCCUUUUGGGACAUUCGCAUACCGGAGGAUGCCUUUUGGUCUAUGCAACGCCCCUGCGACAUUCCAAAGGUGCAUGAUGAGCAUAUUUUCUGAUAUGGUUGAAAAGAUCAUCGAGGUCUUCAUGGACGAUUUUUCUCUCUACGGUGACUCUUUUGAUUCUUGUCUAUUUAAUCUAUCUUUAGUUCUUAAGAGAUGUCAAGAAACUAAUCUUGUUUUAAACUGGGAAAAGUGUCAUUUUAUGGUGCAACAAGGUAUAGUUUUGGGUCAUAUUAUAUCUGCUAAAGGGAUAGAAGUAGACAAAGCAAAGAUAGAUCUUGUACGCUCCUUACCACCUCCCACAUCCGUGAAGGAGGUGCGUUCUUUUCUUGGUCAUGCAGGUUUCUAUCGACGUUUCAUCAAGGACCACUCGAAGAUCACAAGACCAUUAUGUCGACUACUUCAAAAAGAUGUCCCUUUUGUCUUCGACAAGGAGUGCAUGGAGGCAUUUGAGAAGCUGAAGAAGAUGUUGACUGAGGCCCCUGUUAUCAUGCCACCGGAUUGGAGCCUUCCCUUUGAGCUUAUGUGUGAUGCAUCUGAUUAUGCCGUGGGAGCUGUGUUGGGCCAAAGAGUUGAAAAGAUCCCUCAUGUUAUUUACUAUGCGUCAAGGACGCUCAACGAUGCCCAACUCAAUUAUUCCACCACAGAAAAAGAACUAUUAGCCGUUGUGUUUGCUUUGGAAAAGUUUCGUUCAUAUCUUUUGGGUACUAAAGUUAUUGUUUUCUCUGAUCAUGCAGCCCUUAGGUACCUACUUACAAAGAAGGAAGCAAAGCCUCGGUUAAUUAGAUGGAUUCUCCUCCUUCAAGAAUUCGAUUUGGAGAUCAAGGACAAGAAAGGAUGUGAGAAUGUGGUAGCUGAUCAUUUGAGUAGGUUGGUGCAUAGUUCGAAGGAGGAAGAAGAUGCACUACCAUUGAAGGAAACUUUCCCAGACGAGCAAUUGUUUGAAAUACAAAAAUUGCCAUGGUUCGCAGACAUCGUCAAUUAUAAGGCAACCAAGCUAGUUCCGGAAAAUUUCACUCGAGCUCAAAAGGAUAAGUUGAUCAAAACCUCAAGGCAAUAUGUUUGGGAUGAGCCAUACUUAUGGAAGUUUUGCGCAGAUCAAUUGGUAAGAAGGUGUGUCCAUGAAUCUGAAACAAGUGGGCAAGCGGAAGUGUCCAACCGUGAAAUCAAGCAAAUCUUAGAGAAGACUGUGGCACCAAAUAGGAAGGAUUGGAGCUUGAGAUUAGAUGACGUCUUAUGGGCUUAUAGGACUGCCUUCAAGACACCCAUUGGCAUGUCGCCCUUCCGAAUUGUUUAUGGUAAGCCAUGCCACUUACCCGUGGAGUUGGAACAUCGAGCAUGGUGGGCGGUAAAGAAAUUUAACAUGGACUUGCACGUUGCGGGCUUGCAUAGAAAACUUCAGCUGAAUGAGCUUGAGGAAAUCCGCAAUGAAGCUUAUGAGAGUGCUAAGAUAUACAAGGAGAAGACUAAGGCAUUUCAUGACAAGAUGAUAAUGAGGAAGACUUUUGUUGUUGGACAAAAAGUCCUUCUUUUCCAUUCCCGCCUUAAAUUAUUUCCUGGUAAGCUUCGUUCACGUUGGAUUGGUCCAUUCGUUGUUACUAAUGUGUUUCAUCAUGGUGCAGUAGAAAUUCAAAGUAACAAGACCGGAAUGAAAUUCAAGGUCAAUGGCCAUCGACUCAAACCUUACUAUGAGUCAUUUGUGGAGCAAGCAGUGGAGGAUGUACCCCUCCAUGAACCCCCUCCCCUUGAGUAAAUCUCUUGGUACACGUCAGGCUGGAAGGACGUUAAAACAAGCGCUUGUUGGGAGGCAACCCAAACUUUUUCGUUUUUAAUUUGAUUCUUGUUAGUUCGUUUUAAUGUGUUUUGUGAGUGUGCAGGUGUACCCAUUAAGAAAGGCUAGGAAGUUUUCCUUUCCUGCUCGAAAACAGAGUGCUGGCUGCGCAGUCAGUCGACUUUGGCUGGCUACCGUUUUUAGCUCCGAUGGAACCAGGAGACGUGCCAUAUAUGCAUAGAAAGCUCUCUGAGUCUAGUUUCUGUACGAUUUUACAGAACUGGAUUCGGAGUUCUGCUGCGUUCCCAGUUCCGAUUUGAAUACAGAAAGGUCAGUCCAGCAAAACAGGGACCUGCGCAAAUUUGCGA